This is a messenger RNA of Lotus japonicus, 1849 nucleotides long. RefSeq names its product probable protein S-acyltransferase 7. The coding region runs from base 266 to 1567 and encodes 433 amino acids. Gene Ontology annotation, biological process: protein targeting to membrane; peptidyl-L-cysteine S-palmitoylation. The transcript is spliced from 5 exons. Gene Ontology annotation, cellular component: endoplasmic reticulum; Golgi apparatus. NCBI's taxonomy places the organism in Eukaryota, Viridiplantae, Streptophyta, Magnoliopsida, Fabales, Fabaceae. The record is from RefSeq and is a predicted model, not a curated record. Gene Ontology annotation, molecular function: protein-cysteine S-palmitoyltransferase activity.
CAUACAUUAUACUACAAUGUGAUAGCCAAAUCUAGAGGGAACACAACACAACACACACACACUCACACCUUUCCCACAAAAGAGAAUAAAGAAACCCUUUACUUUGCUUCCAUAGCUCUCUGCUUUGUUCCCAAACCCUCAUCAUGCCUUUUCGGUGAACUUACCCAUUCAUUUUCUUUCCCAUUUUACUGGUUUUCUUGGAUUCCAUGAGCUGUUUUCAGGUUUGGAAGUGAAAAACAAGUUUCAUUCUGUAGUGAUAUACGAUAUGUACGUUGUACCUCCACCCCAGCGAUCGGAUCCGGGUACAGGAUCCGGAGAUUUGAGGGUUUACCAAGCAUGGAAGGGUAGUAAUAAAUUUUUCCUUCAAGGCAGGUUCAUAUUUGGACCAGAUGUAAGAUCGUUGGCCAUGACAAUUUUUCUAAUCGUUGCUCCUGUUGCAGUUUUCUGUGUCUAUGUUGCCAGAAAACUGAUAGAUGAUUUUUCUGAUCACCUGGGGAUAAGUGUAGUGACUGUUGUUGUUGUGUUCACGAUUUAUGUGUUAGUUCUUCUCUUGUUAACGUCUGGCCGAGACCCUGGCAUAAUUCCACGCAAUGCACAUCCUCCAGAGCCCGAAGGUUUUGAAGGUAGUCUUGAUGUUGGGGCUGGUCAAACUCCUCCAUUGCGGAUACCUCGCAUUAAGGAGGUUGAUGUCAAUGGGAUUACUGUCAAGGUCAAGUAUUGUGAUACUUGCAUGCUCUACAGGCCUCCCCGUUGCUCUCACUGCUCAAUUUGUAAUAACUGUGUAGAAAGGUUUGAUCACCAUUGCCCGUGGGUUGGUCAGUGCAUUGGGCUGCGUAAUUAUCGCUUCUUCUUCAUGUUUGUCUUCUCAACUACGCUACUUUGUAUAUAUGUUUUCGCAUUGUGCUGGGUCUAUAUUAGAAGAAUUAUGGAGUCAGAGGAGACAACAAUUUGGAAGGCAAUGAUCAAAACUCCAGCCUCCAUAGUUUUAAUAAUUUACACCUUCAUAUCAAUGUGGUUUGUUGGUGGCCUCACUGGCUUUCAUUUAUAUCUGAUAAGUACAAAUCAGACUACAUAUGAGAACUUUAGAUACCGAUAUGAUCGGCGGGCUAACCCAUAUAACAAAGGAGUAUUCAAUAAUUUCAAGGAGAUAUUCUGUGCCAGAAUACCCCAAUCAAAGAACAAUUUCAGGGCAAAGGUAUCAUUGGAGCCAGUAUUACCUGCUCGAUCAGCGGGUGGAGGCUUUAUGAGUCCAAGUAUGGGAAAAGGCAUGGAGGACAUAGAGAUGGGCAGGAAAACAGUGUGGGGUGACAUAGGUAGUGGCAUUGAUCACUCUGAAGGCGAGUUAACCGGUCGGCCGGCUGUUAAGGAUGGGGAGUUUGGUGAACUGUCUCCAGAAAUCAGGACGACAGUAGAUGGCCGGGGUGAUGGUGCUGGAAUACAUCCAAGGAGGUCUAGCUGGGGAAGAAAAAGUGGAAACUGGGAAUUGUCUCCUGAUGUUCUUGCUUUGGCUGAAAGGUCUGGUGAUUCGAAUCGCGUCGGUGGAGGUAGCAGCAGUCUUGGUCACUAAGAACAAAGAUACACAGCCACUGAAAUGAAUUAACCUGGUAAAGUAUUUUAUUGGCACUAAUUUUAAGAUAUUACAUUUCUCAUGUGAGAAAUCUAUAGCAAAAUUAAUUGUUUUAGCAAUGUCGGGGAUGAAGGCUUUGCAGGGUGUGUUUACUACUGUUGUUUUAGCCGUUCUGCUUCUAGGAAGUAAUUGUUGUGGUGUUCCAAUUGAGGUUUCCUUUGCCUGGUGUUGUAUCACGCUUAAUUAUUAACUAUUCUUUGCAUCUGUUAAAGUAGUUACUGA